UUCUGGACAGAACGGGUGAUGGCCACUUCCUGUCCAAAAAUUUGGGCCGAUCGCAUCUGAUAGGAUCAUCAAGGCAGGCGCUACAAGAAAUCUCAUUCAAUAUAGGGUCACAGCCAUCAUCGAGCCCAAGCG
This is a messenger RNA of Acaulospora colombiana, 132 nucleotides long. The record is from the annotation of a GenBank genome assembly. Lineage: Eukaryota; Fungi; Glomeromycota; Glomeromycetes; Diversisporales; Acaulosporaceae.